Molecule: messenger RNA, 501 nt
Organism: Boeremia exigua
Lineage: Eukaryota; Fungi; Ascomycota; Dothideomycetes; Pleosporales; Didymellaceae
Exons: 1
Source: RefSeq, a predicted model, not a curated record
AGUUGGAGCCCACCUAGCAACGACAUCACCAUUCCCUCUGACCGCCAAGAUGCGAUCAAACAUGUGCAAAAGGUCCUUCGAGCGAUGGCCAGCACCAAGAAAGCGGUUGAUUCGCGGAAGGACAACUCGUUCAAGUCCCGAUACGCCAAAAAGAAGAUGGGAGAAACUGUCUACGAUCCGGUCAAGAUGACCAUACGCUGUUGGGACAUCAUAAACCUCGCGAUUGAUCUGCACAACAAGGGACCUUCAGUACUCCAUUGCUUUGACUCCCAAUACGCCUCUAAUUUCGCUUCUACACGGAAAUGGACAUUCCAACAGCGAAUUGAUGCCAUAGUCCAUCUUUUCGAGACGCGUAAAAGCCGCUGCGAUGUGGCUAUCAAGGGUGAAAACCUCUACACUGUUGUCGGUAACCCAGACAAAUUGAACAGGACUUCAAUACAGAACGGUGUCAGUAAUACCAUCAAGGCCGGCGAGAUAAAGCGCGGUAAGGAGGCCAAGCAG